Molecule: messenger RNA, 3121 nt
Organism: Colletotrichum destructivum
Lineage: Eukaryota; Fungi; Ascomycota; Sordariomycetes; Glomerellales; Glomerellaceae
Product: Putative neutral/alkaline nonlysosomal ceramidase, neutral/alkaline non-lysosomal ceramidase
Exons: 2
Coding region: 142-2490 (782 amino acids)
Biological process (GO): sphingosine biosynthetic process; ceramide catabolic process; long-chain fatty acid biosynthetic process
Cellular component (GO): extracellular region
Molecular function (GO): N-acylsphingosine amidohydrolase activity
Source: RefSeq, a predicted model, not a curated record
CCCUGCCUAGGCACACACUCCUCGCGAGUGAUGGCGUGUGGCUAACCAGGCAAACAGACUGCUGCGUCCCUCGAUUCAUCUUCAUCUUCCGCACUUCACUUCUCAUCCAUGUUUUCUUAGAAAUUCCAUUCCACACUCAGCAUGCCACCCGGACGGAGCGUCGAGAAGAGCCCCGCAUCGCCGGCGGCAGCAGCUCAACCAGCUACCCCACCAAGCUCCUGGAGAGCUCUUGUUUGCUUAGUCGCCCUCGGUCUGUCCCUUUUGGCUGUCUACGGACUUCACACGCCUAUCCGGAGUUCCUAUGAAGCCGGGAAAUGGUUCCCCGGAAACCCCAGCAACUUCGCCGGCGCCGGCGUUGACAAACACAAUGACUUGUACCUUGUCGGCGCCGGCCGCGCCGACAUCACUGGCCCCGUCGUAGAAAUCAACAUGAUGGGUUACGCAGACCCCAAACAGCUUGGCACCGGCCUCCGACAAAGACUGUACGCCCGCGCCUUUAUUGUUGGAAGUAUGAACCGGCGCGAGGACAGGUUCAUCUAUGUUGUACUGGACACACAGUCGGGAGACACGGCUGUUCGGUAUGGCGUCCUUCACGGGCUCGCUGAGCUGGGUUACGGAUACUCCAUGUACGGGCACCACAACUUGGCUUUGACCGGGACGCACUCUCACUCCGGUCCGGGUGCCUGGCUGAACUAUCUGCUGCCCCAGAUCACAAGCAAGGGCUUCGACAAGCAGAGCUACCGAGCCAUCGUCGACGGCACGCUACUGGCAAUACGUCGUGCUCAUGAGAGCCUGGAGCCGGGGCACAUUAGUAUCGGGACAACCAAAGUCACCGACGCCAACAUCAACCGCAGCUUGUAUGCUUACAUGGCGAAUCCCGAAGAAGAGCGCGCCAGGUACAACAUCAGCGCCGAGGAGGAUGGGUCUGUUGAGAAAGACAUGACCCUGCUGAAGUUUCAACGAGCCUCUGACGGCAAAAGUAUCGGUGUGCUGACAUGGUUCCCAACCCACGGCACCUCCAUGCUCGGAAACAACACAGUCAUAUCGGGAGAUAACAAGGGCGUAGCGGCCUGGCUUUUCGAGAAGAACAUGCGAGGGAAGCCUAAUGCAGCCAAUGACUUCGUUGCUGGCUUCUCCCAGGCAAACAUGGGCGAUGUCAGUCCUAACGUGCUGGGCGCAUUCUGCGAGGAUGGUUCUGGUGACCCAUGCGACUUCAAAACGAGCACUUGCAGCGACGGAAAGAGUCAGAAGUGCCAUGCCAGAGGCCCAUUCUUCCGCAAGAAGGACAACGGAGCUGCCUCCUGCUUUGAGAUAGGCAAGAGGCAGUAUGCCGCCGCCAAGAGGCUAUUUGACGACAUGGGAUCCAACGCUCAGCGAGUUCGCGGUUCGUGGAUCAGGUCGUUCCAUACCUUCCACAACAUGUCGGAGUUCCAGUUCGAGCUACCCAACGGGACAGAAGUGAGAACCUGCCCCGCGGCAUUGGGCUACUCGUUCGCAGCGGGGACAUCCGAUGGCCCUGGUGCGUUCGACUUUGCUCAACACGACUCAAACUCGUCAAAUACAUCCCCCCUGUGGAAAGUUGUUGGCGGGCUGUUAAAGGCACCCACACAGAGUCAGAUCGCAUGUCAUUCCCCUAAACCGAUCCUGCUGGAUGUCGGCGAAGUCUUCAACCCGUACCAGUGGACGCCCAACGUUGUGGACAUCCAGGCAUUUCGAGUUGGGCAGUUGGUCAUAAUCGUCAGCCCGGGAGAGGCUUCUACCAUGGCAGGACGACGAUGGAAGGAUGCCGUCAGAAACAAGGCCGAGUCUUUGUUUGCAGAGGACGCCGAGGUCAAACCUGUGGUAGUGAUCGGGGGACCAGCCAACAGUUAUACGCACUACAUCACGACGCAACAGGAAUACGGAAUACAACGAUACGAAGGGGCCUCGACUCUAUACGGACCCUUUACGUUGGAUGCGUACAUUAACCGAACUCUCGAGUACCUGCCUACCCUCGGUGCUUCAUUCACAAAUGGUCCCCCUUCUCAUGCCGGAGGACCGUAUCCACCCGACAACAGCAAUCGAUCCUUGAGUUUCAUCACCGGCGUGGUGCGUGAUGGAACGCCCGUGUUCCGCAAAUUCGGCGACGUCAAGACGGACGUGGAAAAGAGGUACGCCAUCGGCGACGUUGUACGAGCCACGUUCGUCGGGGCCAAUCCUCGGAACAACCUGCGCCUGGAGCAAAACUACGCCGUCGUGGAGAAGCUGGUGAUCGACAGGGGCGCCAUCAAGAAGUGGGAUAUCGUGCGGGACGACAAUGACUGGAGCCUGGUCUUCAAUUGGAAGCGGACGAGCGACAUACUCGCCACGAGCGAGGUCGAGAUCGUAUGGGAGACGGAGAACGACGGGGAGCCGGGAACGUACCGGUUUCGUUACUACGGAGACUCCAAGUCGCUGAGUGGCAAGAUUAGUAGCUUUGAGGGCGUCAGUGGGCAAUUCAAACUGCGCUAAGCCCAGUUUGCGUGGCUCAUAUUCGGGCUCCAGGUGUUCAACAGAAGCACGAACGGUCACUGGUGCUUCGGCGCCGUGACUGCCAGCAGACGACCCAUAGAGUUGAAUUUGUAGAGAUCACCUAGCACGUCUAGAGCAACGGGAAUGAGAAGAAAGAGUACCAGAUCGACUACUCUAUAGCAUUACGGUGUUACAAAUGGGUCGUGACUACUCGAAGAGUUGAGCUAGGCAACUCUGAGUCUUACAGGUUGUCACGGCUAUGUUGCGAAUCUGCUUCUGAAUUCUGCGUGUCCCCGGCAGCGUAACAAACGAUUGCCUUGCUAAUAGUUCUGGACCUUCUCCUCUCGUCUGUUCUCUGUUUCUGCCUGUUCAAAUCUCUCUCUCUCUCUCUCUCUCGCGUGUAGUGAUGGAUUGCUCCAUCUGAUUGCAGCAACCCCUCUAUCCCCCUCGCUGCCGAGAGAAAGUUUGCUUGUCCCGACACCACCUCAGGGUGCAAGUCUGUGGCUGCCGCUGUCUCGACGCAACGUCGUCCCUCAGCCAGACGACCCGGCGCUAUUCAUUAUCGUGUCGAUAUCCGACGGAAUGCUGCCGUUGCACCAAGAGCCGUCGUUCCGGACACCAACAGGCCUUU